AUGUUUGAGGGCGCGGUCGCCGGUAUCCUGAACCGGCUUCUCGGCAAAUACGUGCAGGAUCUAGACACUGAGAACCUCAACGUGGGCAUAUUCUCCGGCAAUGUGAACUUAACCGACCUCAAACUUAAGCCUGAGGCUUUGUAUGAACUGGAUUUACCAAUAGACGUGAAAAUUGGUACCAUUGGUCGCAUAGGACUUCAAAUCCCCUGGACUGGCCUCUACACACAGCCCGUAGUGGUACACAUCGAAGAUGUACUGGUUCUAGUAGGACCAGCUAUAUCAAACAGCCAUUUCGACCCUGAUCGAGAGAAGCGGCUGACUAGAGCUGCUAAGAGGAAAAUUUUGCAGGACUUGGAAGCUGAGAGUGAGGUCCUUAAAGGUCCUCAAAAUUUCUUUGAGCACCUGUUCACGGCGAUCGUGAACAACAUUCAAAUUUAUGUCAGAAAUGUUCACGUAAGAUAUGAAGACUCUAUCAGCUCUAAGGAUGGGCCCUUGGCGUGUGGUCUGUGCCUCCUGAGCCUGUCUAUUGAAACUACCAACAGCAAAUGGAAACCUGCCGUGACUCCACCAAACGCGUCCACGGUGUACCAGAUGAUGCGUGUGGAAUCACUGUCAGCAUACUGGAACCCCACAGCCACAGCCCUGGAUGAUAACGAGACUGCACAUAUUACACCGAUGCAGUACUAUAACUGGAAGCAUUAUAUGUUGACUGGACUCGACAAGUUUUCUAUGCAUCAUGAGGAUUUUGAGUUUUUGCUCAAACCAGUGACCUGCAAAGUGAAGGUAUUGAUUAAUCGUUCGGGUGAGGCUCGUGUGCCUCGUCUGCUGCUGGAUGCUGUUCUUCAAGACAGUGCAUUACAGCUGUCUCGACGUCAAUAUCUGUCCAUAAAUAACCUAUUGGCAUCCUUUACGAGAAUUAAAUUAAACAGGAAAUAUCGCCAUUUACAUCCUGGCGUACCUUUAUCCAAGGACAUAAAGAAAUGGUGGAUUUAUGCGUACAAUGUCGUGGUGGAACAGCGCGUGAGACCCUACACGUGGGCUGCCAUUAAAAAACACAGAGAGAUUUACAACUCUUACAAGCAGAUCUAUAAGAGUACGCUGAGGAGCCCCAACGACAUUGAGUUGAAGUUGGACCUGCAGAAAUGUGAAGACAGUCUCCCUAUAGUUUCUGUGGUCAUUGCAAGGGAGCAGGCCAAAUUUGAGCUUCUAGCACAGGAACCGGAACGCAUAGAAAUUGUAGAAACUGAAUUCGACUGGUGGAAGCCGAGCAGUUCUCCAGUUGAGAGCGACAUAGAGGAGCCCAAGAGUCAUGUGGAGCUCUGCGUAAAAAGCGAAAGGAAUAAGACUUUGUGGAGCCAUCUGUCGAGUCCUGAGAAGAAACGUGUCUGUGAGCUCAUCGGCUACGUGGAGGGGGCACCACAGCCCGACAAAUCAAAGCAGUAUAUUGAGCACAAAAUAAACUUAACAUUGGCGAACUGCUCAUUAACAUUGAUGAACAGAAGUAAGGAGGUUCUCGUGGUGACCCUCACUCAAUUCCUGGCCUCCAUGGAGACGAGGCCGUCGGCAAAGGCCUACAAGCUAUCAGCUCGAGCCGAGUGUGUUGUGAUCGAAGGAGUUACUUCAGACGGAGACCUAGGUCCUCUUCUCAUGCCAGAACGUGGAACAGGAGUCACCAGCUCCAAUUUAUUGGCACUGGAUAUCGAGAAGAACCCUUGCAAUAUAGAAGCCGAUUACGGUCUGUGUUGUCUCAUGGAACCCGUGGAAAUGGUUUACGUUGAGCAUUCAAUCACAGAGCUGAUCAACUUCUUCCAAACCCACUCUAUGACAUCUGAGGAGUUGGUUGCAGAAGUAUCGGAUACUAUGUACAGAGCUGGAGGAGUUAGCAGGUCGCUCCUGGCGUAUGCUAUAAGCAGGAGGAAGGUUUUCCAUCUGAACGUAGAUGUGAAAGGACCUUGUAUCGUCGUACCGGAGCAUGGAUGUGUCCAUAAAUCUGGGCGAGUGAUGAUCUUAGACAUUAGCCGCAUUAUAGUUAAAUCCGACCUGCAUCCGUCCCAUUUGACCCUGGAGGACGCCACUUGUAUGGAACUUGAAGAAAGGCUGUAUGACAGACUACACGCUGAAUGUUCUUGUCAGAUUCUAUUCAGCGAAUGGACGGAGCCGUGGCGAGAAUCUCGUCGUCAUCCAGACUCCGAACUACACCUCGUACCGAAAAUCAAGAUGCAAGUGGUUUUCUCUAACAGUAUUAAAAAGGAUUACAAAUUAUUGCCAAAAUACAAGCUAAAUAUAUCAAUAACGAGUUUCAAACUGAACCUGUCCGACCGUAUCAUCGGACUUCUCCUGGACUUUUGUGACAAUCUACCCGUUCCUGUGCCCAACACGGUCCCCGUCUCCUUUAUGGAUUCUGGAGAUUAUACUGAAGAUACAGAGGAACCGGAGCUUAUGGAAUUAUUGGUAAUAGACAAGGUGACUGCCGACCCUGAAUACAAGGAUCUGAUUAAACUGCGUCAAAAGAUUGUUGCUGCUUACUUACUUAGGAGCAGGGCAGCAGAGACGACAUUCGACAAAGCCGAUGCAAAGACAGGCUUCCAGGCGGCACAACAAGCGUCCGCGACUUCUGAACAUAGCGAUGAGGACAUGGAGAUAUACGCUAGGACAGUAGACCUGCCAGGAUUCGAGGACAACAUGUCUCCUAGCAACAAUAUUAAUACGUUGCUAAGGUUUAUAGUUGGUGAAAUUGUCAUCAACCUCGCUCGUUCCACCGACCAAUCUGAAAAGCCCUACAUCAUGUUGAGCAUCACAAAAGUGUGCCUGGAAAUAGCUCUUAUGGAGUACGGCCCAGCAAUCCAGUUAUCUGUUGGUCAAGUGUUACUGACAGACAAACAGCAUCACAGCAGUACAGGGCAGUACUUGGAACUGGUUACCAAUUCUGGCGAACUCUUCAAUAUGUUGUAUAGAAAAGUGCGUGCCGACUGCCCCGAGUUUCGUUCCCACUUCCAUAGCGUGGAACAGGCUCUGGUAGCCGACCUCGGCAAACUCUCAUUGCUGUUACAUGCAGUGGCUCUACAGACGCUUAUCAAAUAUCUCCAAUAUAUUUACGAUAAAAUCCAAAAUCGCCAUACUUUAAAUUUGAGGAGUGUGGUUUUGCCUAAGACUCAGUCUCUAUGGGAUUACAUGAUACAGCCAGAAGCCGAUCCACCCGUUCCACCUGGUGCUACAAAGUUCAGCUACUCUGUCAGAGCAAACUCAAUAUCUAUGAAAUUAUGCCAUCUGGAGACGUCGAUGCUAGAAAUAAGACUAACCACUUUGGAAAGCGACUGCGUGUUCCGCGCUAACGAUCGAAUGAUUUUUAAGUUGUACUUAAGUUCACUACACGUCGAUGACCUAUCUGAAGCUACUUUGUAUCCCAAGCUGGUGUGGCCGGACGAGGACAAGGUCGUAGAGCUUAAGUACGUGCGAGCGGCGCCGCGGGUGUACGGCGCGGGCGCGGGCGACGCCGACCAGCGCCGCGCCAUGGAGGCGCACGGUGAGCUGCGCGUGUUCGUGGGGCGCCUCUACCUCGUCCUCUUCUGCUGCGUCGCGCACCAUCUGCAGCAAUUCCUAGAGCCACUGAUACCGAGCUCCAUAGCUACCGAAGCAGCAUUGGCAGCAGAACGUGCUGCUGAGAAGCAGGCUCAAGGUAUCCGCAGUUGGAGUACAAGAUUAAACCUUGUCAUUGAGAUUCAUGCACCAGUGUUGCUGCUGCCUCAGAAACCUUCAUCACCUAAUCUUUUGGUUCUAAAUAUAGGUGACCUUUCCAUCGAAAAUUUCUUUAAGCAACUCACAACAAGUCAAGAAGUAACCAGCCCCUUUAAGAACCCUAUCAUCGACAACAUACUCAUUAAACUACGGGAACUCACUUUCUCCAGAGCCGUUAUGACUUUAGCUGGAACGCUAGAGGUGCAGGAGCCAAUCUUAGAACCAGUGUCAAUCCACUGCGACAUGAAGCGUGUGGUGAGCUAUCAGCAGCUGGUCACUAUCAGCGCGUACCGCGAGCUCCUCGCGUGCGAAGCAAAUGUAGUCGUGGAUACUGUCUUGCUCAACGUUGGACAGAAAGACCUGGCCACCAUGAUGGCUGUGUGGACUGACAACCUCAGCGAGGGACAUUAUAUUGGGACUGUAGUACCGAGUUCUCCAGUAGAUACAGCACCGUCUGACGCCUCUGUAAAAAAGCUCCAAGCUUUCUUUGCCCAAGGAGAACCUAUUCGAAAAGAAGCAGUGAUCAGAUUUAUUUUCGAUGGUCUCGAGUUGAAACUGUUCUCUGACAUGGACGAGGUCUUAAGUUCGCCAGUAAGAGAUCUAAAUGAAGGUCUAGCAAUGCUCACAGCUGGGGAAGCGACAUUCCAACUGGAGUACAGCUCUGAUAGCAGCAUAGAACUGAAAGCUAGUCUUCAGAGUCUACUCGUAGAAGACAUCCGUCCUGAUCCUAGAAUUUUCAUUAAGAGGAUUUUCCAAUCCCAAGGUGGUACUUCAGGUGCUCACGAUGCAUGUAUUUCAGUUCGUCGUCCUCCUCUUAUCGACGCAAGUCUCAGGGUUACUGGUGCUAGAGCACGACAUGCGGACGUGAGAGUAGACAGGACCAGGGUCAAUUUGGCGUUACCAUUCCUUUUGCAAUUGGCAAGGACUUUGCUGGAUGCUAUGCCCGGUGAAAAGACUAUGGAAGGAGGUGUGGUCAAUCAUGGUUAUGUUGGCGACAUGCAUCCAUCUAAACCUGGUAAUAACAAUCGUGCUAGCAGACUACCAAGCUCUAACGAUUCUACCAGUGGAUAUUUUUCCGCAGCAAAUUCAGUAUCAGAAGAACAGCCAGGCCUGUCAAUAUCAAUCCAAUUCCGACAGCCAGAGAUUAUGUUCUUUACAGAUCUCACAAAAACUGAAGGUCAUGCUCUGCUCCUUCGAACAGAACUGCUCAUUGACUACUCUUGUCAUUCCAACAACGAGUCUUUAGUAGUCUCUUUAGCAGGGCUACAGGUCAUGUCGAAACUUCAGUCAAAGCUGAAGAAUCUUCCCCCACAGAUCGUUUUAAAACCUUGUGAUGUGGAGUUCUCAAAAUCUUUCAAGAAUAUUGAAGAAGGCGUCAGAGUAAAGCUAUCUGUUUCAGAUAUUGAAGUUCAUAUUGCUGCGACUACAGUUCACACAGUCGUGGAUAUUAUCGAAGAAAUAACAUCGGAGCUUGGGAUCCCUGACGAAAAAGAACUUUUCAAUUUCGCAACAUACCCCAAAACGGAAAAACAAGAUGAAGAUAUGUGGUCUCCAAAGAAGUUAACCCCUUACGUGGCGCUAAACCCUGAGUACACUUAUGCUCAACCGAAGUACCCGUGCAUGAGACCCAGUGAAAGCUUCACUGUGACUAUUCCAUGUAUCAGACUGAUAUUUGAGAUAGAACACACGAUCAGAGUACCCGUGUUGAUGUGUAAGAUGAAGACAGAAUUGUCUCUCUAUGACUGGUCACAACAACUUCAUGGCACGGCAUCUCUAAGCAUCUUGGCUUCGUGUUACAAUGAGAAAGUGGAUGCGUGGGAACCCCUUAUUGAACCGGUGGUUCAACAUGAGAAUGUUUAUAGACCUUGGGAGAUGACAGCUACACUAUUCCAGUCAAAAGCUUACCCAAUGUCGGCACGCUUAGACUCAACAAUACAACAUGAAACUGAAGCUGAUUCUUCAAUUGCAUCAGACCAAUCUAGAAAAUCAAAGAAGAGGAACGGUUUUGAAUCUGAAACCUCUGCUGAUGAAUGCGAUACUGACAAUGAGAUGACGUUUAUUAGGAAUCCAAAUGGAAGAGAAAACAAGCAUUAUAAUGUUGACUUUAGUGCAGGACAUAUGUCAUUCUUGGGAUUGCUAGAAGCAGAUGAAUCAGAUUCAGAAAAUGAGAGUGGUCUUAUGGACAAGCUAGCAACAGCUAUAGGGCAUUUGUUUACUGAUGACUCAAGUGCUGAGGAAGGUAGUAAUGAUGAAGAUUCUUCAGCCCCUGAAAACAGUGAGGUAGAAAUUGGCAGUGAUCAUGAAGACAAUGAGAAAGCAGUUACUUUCACAGAAGGAGAAGCUAAAAGCAAGAAGGAGGCUGAACAUAAGACGGUCACACUACAGGAUCCAGUUCGAGAAGACAGUGUAGAUUCAGGUCUAGAUAUUGAAAGUUUUGUGGACAAAACCUGCACUUAUAUUGCAAUCGAAGCCAGGGACAUGUUUAAUGUAACUAUCACUCCAGCUGGAGCCAAGAGUGUAUUGGAUUUAGCAGCCGCUUGCACAGACAGAACUGCUGCAGUUACUGCCAUAGUUACCAGUGAAAGUGGACUACUACUUGUUAAUGAUAUUGGACCCGGAUCAACUGUUCAUUUAAAAACCAAAGCAGAAACAGAUUUAGCUGGAAACGAAAGAAUUAUAGCGAUAGCUGAUUAUGAUGUUGAUACCAGCCGUCCUAGCACGCCAGGUUGUGACACAUCAUCAGCUGAUAUUUUAGAUGAGCCGAUGAUAAAAUCUAAAACUGAAAUAACGGAUGUCAGUGAUGAGUGGGAUUGUUUUGAGGGUGGUUUUGCUGGUGGAUCACCAUAUGCCCCGCCUCCCAGCGCUUGGUCACCAGCCCCACCGACACAACCUUCGGUACUGCACACUAAACUUACUGACAUGACACUAACCGUCAGAUUGCAUGAUCUAGAUAAUCUUACAAUCCUAUGUCCUCAACGCAGCGCAUCAAAAAUGCACGUGUUGCAUCCCAGUAAGAAUUCAACGAGAUACUAUAUUGUGGUUGAAAGAACAUCUAAAUAUAAUAAUAAGAAGAUAGUGGUCCGAUCACCGUUGCAGAUCCGGAACGAAACAUCUUAUGCAUUAGAACUAUUCUAUAAGAAGACUGAUCUACAAGCUGUAGGGAUGGAACUCAUAGGUUCUCUAACAAACCCCUUCGAUGACAAAAUGCGGCUGGCGGUAAUCGCACCACAGGAAACAUAUAACGUACCGCUGUAUAUAGCGUAUCAUUGCAAGCUGUUCCUGUUACCAUCUAAUUUCGAGAGUUACCAAACAGCCACACAGGGUAUCUGGUGGAUGGAACUGGCGAAUGACCUGGGCAUACCUCGUGAUAUGAUUUGUCCCGCUAAGGCUGGCGAGGACAAAAGAAUUUUCGCAAUGAGAAUACUGCCAGUGGAAGGAAUUCAAUCAACUAAAGUGAGCAGAUCAAUACCAAAUUACCUGAUCCGGGUAGUUCCUCCCCUGGCCAUUUACAACCGCUUGCCUUAUGCAACGGAAAUAUCCUGCGAAUCAGCGUCAUGGAUGAUGCGCAUAGAGGCAGGGGAACGCACACACACAUACACGCUUCAACUGACACAGUCACACAGGAUCACAAUCGAGAUGCAUUACAUGGGAUUGCCCUGGACCGGGAGCUUCACGUUGUCUCCAGAUAUAACAGAGAAAAGCGUGACAAUGACCAGCUCAGGUGACGCGGAGAGCUGCAACAAGCAGGUGCUGGUCUGUGUGACAGUGGAGAGGAACGAUUGUUGGGAGUUGUUCUUGCACGCUCAGCACUGGUUUAUAAACAAAACUGGUUUACCGCUGCAAAUCAAGGGCACCCAGACCGAAGCGUGCUACGAAGUGACGGAGGAGCCGCUGCUGUGGAGCCCCGGGGCGCGCGGGCGGCGGCGCGCGUGCCUGGUGCGCGUGCGCGCGCACCAGUCCGCCUGGUCCCGCGCCGCGCGCCUCGCCGCCGCCGCGCCCGGCCUCGUCGUGUGCCCGCACGUCGAGCGCCGGACCAACUACCGCUUGCUGCUCAAUGUGACCCUCUCAGAAUUAUGCCCCCAGCUCACAAAAAUUGUGACUCUCUUACCAUAUUUCUUGGUGUUCAACGACACCAAACGCCACCUGCGUUUUAUGGAGGAGAAUGAAGCAGCCGACCUCUGGAACGACCUCACUCCUCAGCAAAGUACACCAUUCUGGCCGCAGACAGACUCUAUGUCGAUGCAUUGCAAGUAUCGGGACUCCACUGUUGUUUCACAGCACUUUCCUAUUACGAAGAACCAUUUCACUGUACUCAGGAUGGAUAAAGGGGUGAGUGAUAUUUUUUCCUAA
Molecule: messenger RNA, 8085 nt
Organism: Arctia plantaginis
Lineage: Eukaryota; Metazoa; Arthropoda; Insecta; Lepidoptera; Erebidae
Source: the annotation of a GenBank genome assembly